Culex quinquefasciatus (southern house mosquito) is the source of this 2571-nucleotide messenger RNA. RefSeq names its product sodium-independent sulfate anion transporter. NCBI's taxonomy places the organism in Eukaryota, Metazoa, Arthropoda, Insecta, Diptera, Culicidae. The transcript is spliced from 3 exons. Gene Ontology annotation, cellular component: membrane. Bases 477 to 2339 code for a protein of 620 amino acids. Gene Ontology annotation, molecular function: sulfate transmembrane transporter activity. Gene Ontology annotation, biological process: transmembrane transport. The record is from RefSeq and is a predicted model, not a curated record.
AAAGUGUCAAACGAAGUAGUAACCAACCACCGGAGGUUGAGUGUACCAGUUUUUUAUGACUAUUGUUAACAUUACGUGCAAAGAUAUUUGCUUUGCCGGCCACAAUGUAGUGUUAUCGGGAAGCUGUCGGUAUUCGUUUUCAUCGCCGUAAGAAUUGUAAAAGCUAAUGACCCAAUUGUCAUGGCGAGAUAAAGCCAUUUCUAGAAGCAAUGUAUCCGCUUCAAACCGGAUUGACUACUGCUGAUAAGUUAACUCAUAGUCAUGUUAUAGAGUGGUUUCCCGUCUCUGUUGUUGGUCAGUUAUGUUAAAUAAUGUAUAAACAACUCCUGGCGGUUUCAACUGAUUUGACCCAAAAAUUGAAAGACAGGCAUAAAAAAACCAGAAAAAAACUCAAUCACACGCACGCUAUCACGACAAACAUACAACAAGCUUCAACUGCUCAAAAUGGAAACAUAAACAUCAUUCUUUCUCACUAAAUGUCAGUCCUACACGCUGAUAGAAAUAAACUGUUUUGGGUGACUGUUACACGAUCAACACAAGUUGUCGUCUUCAUUCAUUUUAAUACAGAUUCCGACCUGGACUACCGGGAACAAUUUCCCGACAUACGACCCCUGAUCCGGCGCCAGUUCAGCGGCAUUUGGACGCGCGAGAAUGCCAUCCGACGAUUCCCGGUCCUCCAGUGGGGCCCGCAGUACACGCUAAAGAAGCUAGCGUCGGAUGCGAUCGCCGGCAUUACUGUCGGGUUGACGUCGAUCCCGCAGAGCAUCGCGUACGCCGUGGUCGCCAACCUGGAGCCCCAGUACGGGCUGUACUCGAACUUUAUGGGUUCGUUUGUGUACGCGUUCUUUGGCAGCGUGAAGGAGAUCACGAUCGCACCCACCGCCAUUAUGGCGCUGAUGGUCCAGCACAAGGUGCUCCAGCUGGGACCGGCGGGGGCCAUUUUGGCGUCGUUCCUGUCCGGAUGUAUCAUCCUGCUGCUCGGAUUACUCAACUUUGGCUUUGUGGUGCAGUUUAUCUCGAUGCCGGUUAUUACGGGCUUUAUAACGGCUGCCGCGAUCACGAUCAUGAGCAGCCAGAUCAAAUCGUUGAUGGGAAUCUCCAGCGCAGGGCGGUCCAGCUCGUUCGUGGACUCGUGGGCAAAUGUGUUUGAGAAUGUGGGACAGACGCGGCUGUGGGACGCACUGCUCGGGUUCGGCACGUUGGCCAUCUUGAUCUUUAUUACGCUGAUCAAAGGCCGAGGUUCAGGACGAUGGCGAAGCUUUACCAACAAUCUGAAUCUGCUACGAAACGCCCUGGUCGUGAUUGGCGGUGGAGUGCUAGCCUACGGGUUUGCCACGCGCGAUCUGCAGCCGUUCCGGUUGACCGGCAAGGUCGCGUCCGGAUUUCCCACGGUAGAACUACCUCCGUUCUCUACGACCUUUAAGGACGAGUUCUACGACUUCCCACGGAUGUUACACAUCCUUGGCUCUUCGGUGAUCGCGAUCCCAAUGAUCUCGAUCCUCGAGGUCGUUUCCAUCGGGAAGGCCUUCACCAAGGGCAAGCCUGUGGACGCUACCCAGGAAAUGAUCGCACUCGGACUUUGCAACAUUGCUGGGUCAUUUACGUCGUCGAUCCCAACGACGGCGUCCUUCGCCCGAACUGCGAUCAACAGUAGCAGCGGAGUUCGGACACCGUUCGGUGGAGUGUUCACCGGUAUUCUGGUCCUGUCAGCUCUCGGUCUACUCACCGAUUGGUUCUACUACAUCCCGAAGGCAACCCUUGCAGCGGUCAUCAUCGCCGCAAUGGUCUUCAUGAUCGAGUACCGCGCCGUAGCGGAAAUGUGGCGCAUCAAGCGAAUCGACAUUAUUCCCUUCCUGGUAACCGUCGUUUCGUGUCUCUUUGCCGGCCUCGAGUACGGAAUACUCAUAGGAAUCGGCGUAAAUCUCUGCUUUCUGCUGUAUCUAAUAUCGCGCCCCCGAAUCGACCAUCGAACGAUCAAAAUCAACUCGACCAACGCGCUCAUCCUGCGACCCACGAACGACCUGGCCUUCUCGUCGGCCGAAUACCUGCGCGAUCGAAUAAUCCGGAUGGCGUCGGAACACGCCGCGGACGUGGUGGUGAUCGACGGAGAGCUUAUCAAAUACGUGGACUCGACGGUGGUGAAGAACCUGUCCGGAACGGUGACCGAUUUGAACGCCCAAGGUCGGGAUGUGCUGCUGUGGAGGUGGAACCGAGAGGUGCAGUACUCGCUGUAUCGGUACAGGAAGGACCAAUUUAUGCCGCUGUUUCGAGCGGAUGGUAACGAGGAAGCGAUGAUACGCGAGUGGAAGAGUCCGCCGUUUGGGGAAGGGAGCGUUUAACGGAAAUGUUGGGUGGUAAUGGAGGCUAGUGGCAUGAUGUGAUAUUAGAAUUGAGGUAGAAUUCAUUGCAAAUACAAAGAUGAAUUGGAAUCCUGAUAAAUGGAAUGAUGUUCAAUGUCAUCCUCAUUCGAUCUGUAAAGAUCCGAAACCGAAAAAAAUAUCGAAGGGUAUUUUAGCUAGUUCAAUUGCAGUAGUUCAAUAAUGAAAUAAUAAUGAUGAAUAAAAAACACAA